GCAGUCGUCCACACACCAAGAACUGGACUGAGAUCAGGAUCGACUCUGACGUGGAUGUGCUUCCUAUGAAAAGAGCUUUGAUUCAGCUGAAGAAAACUCUAAAUGGGAGUCUAAAUGAAAAACUCCGUCAGUCUAGGUUGAAGUGUCUGAAGUUUGCAGUGGAUGUGACUCUGGAUCCUGAUUCAGCGAAUCCGUAUCUCAUCCUGUCUGAUGAUGGAAAACAAGUCAGUCAUGGAAACUUUAAGCAGGACGUCCCAGAAAACCCAAAGAGAUUAAAUAACACUUGUUGUGUUCUGGCAAAGCAGGGAUUCAGUUCAGGGAGGUUUUACUAUGAGGUGCAGGUGAAGGGAAAGACUGAAUGGGAUUUAGGAGUGGUCAGAGAAUCCAUUAAGAGGAAGAAGACAAACACACUGACUCCAGUUAAUGGAUUCUGGACUGUGAUUCUGAGAAAUGGGAAUCAGUAUAAAGCUUGUGAAAGUCCGUCUGUCUCUUUCUCUCUGAAAGUGAAACCUGAGAAGGUGGGAGUGUUUGUGGAUUAUGAGGAGGGUCUGGUCUCUUUUUAUGACGUGGGCUCCAGAUCUCAUAUCUACUCUUUCACUGGUCAGACUUUCACUGAGAAACUCUAUCCAUACUUUAGCCCAUGCCGCAAUGAAGGAGGUAAAAACUCAAACCCACUGAUCAUCUCACCUGUUAACAGAUACAUUUCUCUGAAAUAUGAAACAUGAAAUCUGGAAAGAUUAACUAUGCAUGAGCUGUUUUUUAAUGAUUAAAAUAUGUAAAUAAAAACCAAAAAAGAAUACACACAAAGAUCCAUUUUAAUAAAAAUAAUACAAAUGAAAUAUUUGUAAAUUACAGAAAAAAGUAAGCUGUCACAGCUACAGACUGGACCAUGAAACCCCUACAUGGGAUUUCUGCUGACAUUUUUUUGACCUGGGGCCCAUUUCAACAAGGAGGUUCAACCAACUCUGAGUUGACUUACUCUGAGAUGGGAAACUCAUCAGUUUUUUCAAAAAGUUUUCGUGUUCAGAACAGCUGAAUUGAGUUAGUUCAUUCAACUCUGAGAAGGUUGAAGGUUGAAGACGUCUGCAUACUUCCGAGUCAAUGCGUAACUUUAAUUCUUAAUCCCUGUUAUAAUAUCAAAGGUAUAAAGUGGCAGAACGGUCAAUUAUUGAACUAAUAUUAAUUUUCAUGAUAUCCCACAGGCAAAAGCAAAAAAUGAAAAAAGAACAAAA
Molecule: messenger RNA, 1232 nt
Organism: Sinocyclocheilus grahami
Lineage: Eukaryota; Metazoa; Chordata; Actinopteri; Cypriniformes; Cyprinidae
Product: E3 ubiquitin-protein ligase TRIM69-like
Exons: 3
Coding region: 66-725 (219 amino acids)
Molecular function (GO): protein binding
Source: RefSeq, a predicted model, not a curated record